AAAGGUUUCUUAUCAAAGUUUGUUAGUCUCAUACUUAUAACCCAAUUUUUAAAUGUCUAUCGCCAAAAGAUUCAUCUCAACUACAAGAGUACUCAAAUUCCAAAAGGAAGUUCCAAACUGGUUCCCUUUAAAUAACCCAACCACCACAAACGUGGCUCACAAGAAAUGGGCUCCAACUAAUGGAAACUCAUUCCGCUCAUUUGCUGAAUACAGAUUGAAGGCAAUUAACCAAUCGCCAUUGGCAGUCAGAAGUAAGGCUACUAUUUCUACUGGUGCUACUAAGUCUGCUCCAACUAAUGUCUUGAAGAAUUAAAUUCUUUUUUUUUUUUUACUGCAUUUUUUUUUUCGGUAACCACUUUCUCAUCUUUCACGUGCGUUAUCUGAUCUUUGAUUAAGUUGCUGAUAAAUCAAAAGGAAAAAAAAAAAACAGGAGAUUAAGGAAAAAUACAAAAAAAAAAUGUGUUGUGCAGGAUUCGAGGAUUUAAAUUGACUCUGGUAGUUUUUAAACCUUUAGAAUUUAGGAGUUUGGUUUUUAAAAUAUGGUAUAUUAAAAAAAAUAUAAUAAAUAAAAAAAAUUAAAUAUAGAAA
This is a messenger RNA of [Candida] anglica, 588 nucleotides long. NCBI's taxonomy places the organism in Eukaryota, Fungi, Ascomycota, Pichiomycetes, Serinales, Debaryomycetaceae. The record is from the annotation of a GenBank genome assembly.